Messenger RNA from Phodopus roborovskii (desert hamster), 1910 nucleotides. It is a transcript of the gene Nubpl, whose product is annotated as NUBP iron-sulfur cluster assembly factor, mitochondrial. The coding region runs from base 30 to 989 and encodes 319 amino acids. Gene Ontology annotation, biological process: mitochondrial respiratory chain complex I assembly; iron-sulfur cluster assembly. The transcript has 11 exons. Lineage: Eukaryota; Metazoa; Chordata; Mammalia; Rodentia; Cricetidae. Gene Ontology annotation, cellular component: mitochondrion. Gene Ontology annotation, molecular function: 4 iron, 4 sulfur cluster binding; ATP binding; ATP-dependent FeS chaperone activity. The record is from RefSeq and is a predicted model, not a curated record.
CCUCGCUGGCCCGGGAAGAACCGCGCACCAUGGGGCCCUGGCGGCGUCUUCUGCUCUCUGGCGGGGUGUCACUCUGGGGUGGUGGCGGGGCCGCUGUCCCGCCCCUGGGGCGCCGAGCCCUGGGUUGUGGGCGCCAGUUAUUAGGCGCUGAAGGUGAGUCCUUGAAACAAAGAAGAGCACAAAUCAUGUCCCGAGGACUUCCUAAGCAGAAACCCAUAGAAGGUGUUAGAGAAGUUAUUGUUGUGGCCUCUGGAAAGGGUGGAGUUGGAAAGUCCACCACAGCAGUGAACCUUGCUCUUGCACUGGCAGCGAACGAUCCGUCCAAGGCGGUUGGCUUGUUAGAUGUAGAUGUGUAUGGUCCCUCCAUCCCAAAGAUGAUGAACCUGAAAGGAAAUCCAGAAUUAUCACCAAAUAACCUAAUGAGGCCUCUUUUGAACUACGGUAUUGCUUGCAUGUCUAUGGGAUUUUUGGUUGAAGAGACUGCACCAGUUGUUUGGAGAGGCCUUAUGGUAAUGUCAGCUAUUGAGAAACUACUGAGACAGGUCGAUUGGGGUCAACUGGACUAUUUAGUUGUUGACAUGCCACCAGGAACAGGAGAUGUGCAGUUAUCAGUUUCACAGAAUAUUCCUAUUUCAGGUGCUGUGAUCGUCUCCACGCCUCAGGACAUUGCGCUGAUGGAUGCACACAAGGGUGCUGAGAUGUUUCGAAAGGUCCACGUGCCCGUUCUUGGACUUGUCCAAAACAUGAGUGUCUUCCAGUGUCCAAAAUGUAAGCACAGAACCCAUAUUUUUGGUGCUGAUGGAGCAAGAAAGCUAGCACAGACCCUUGAUCUUGAUGUUCUAGGAGAUGUACCCUUACACCUCAGUAUAAGGGAAGCCUCAGAUAAAGGUCAGCCAGUUGUGUUUUCACAGCCUGAAAGUGAGGAGGCCAAAGCUUACCUGCACAUUGCUUCAGAAGUGGUAAGAAGAUUGCAACCACCUCCAGAGUGAUGCCCCAGUGUCCUGGAAAUCGCCCUGGUAUUUGAUAAUCACCAACUGUCAAAAAUGAGGAUUGUCGCAGAGUGUGGAACUCAGAAAAAUGAUGGCUGCCGUGAUUAUUUUCUUUCAUUUCUUCAGAAAUGGCUCAUUUUCAAAUUUGAUUUGACAGCCCAUGACUCGCAAAUAAAGUUUGUAUGUCUCUGUGGAAAACGGGUUUGUCAGCUUCACUGUGCUCCAUUCAUUCAGCCACCUCAUGAGGAACUGUGACCUCCAAGAUACUACAGUCCCAGGUCUGAAGAGAAAAGCACUCUCCUGCCGAGUCGAUGAGUCUGUCCAGCUGUUUCCAUCUACAUACGGAUGUAGGUGGAACACCUUGCCACCAGGCAGUUUGGUUCUGGUUCGGAUCUUGCCCGUAAUCCUGUCUUAAACAUGUUCUUGAUGGAGAGGACUUCUGCUUCAUGUGGCCCAGACAGACCUAGAGACUUGAUGAAUAUGAAUCUCUAGGAUUGGGCCAGGGUAUUGACAGUGAUUUUGAUUAUGAUAGUGUUUUAGUCACUGUUCUAUUACUGUGAAGAGACACCAUGACCAUGGCAGUUCUUUGAAAGAAUUUAAUUGGGACUUGCUAACAUUCGAGAGGGUUAGUCCCUUGUCAGCAUGGUGGGAAGCAUGAGGCAGACGUGGUGCUGGAGAGGUAGCCGAGAGUUCUACAUCUGGAUCACGAGGCAUCAAGAAGAGAGACGCUGGGCCUGGUUUGAGCAUUUGAAGCCCCAAAGCCCACACCCAGUGACACACUUUCUCCAACAAGGCCACACCCUGUCAUGUAGCACCACUCCCUAAUAACUAAGCAUUCAAAGAUAGCAACCAUGGGAGCCAUUCCUAUUCAGACAACCACAGAUAAUAAUUAUGGUAAUAAAAAUAACUUUUGUCAAGUGA